This is a messenger RNA of Pleurotus ostreatus (oyster mushroom), 654 nucleotides long. RefSeq lists its product as uncharacterized. NCBI's taxonomy places the organism in Eukaryota, Fungi, Basidiomycota, Agaricomycetes, Agaricales, Pleurotaceae. Gene Ontology annotation, molecular function: ubiquitin conjugating enzyme activity; protein binding. Bases 1 to 654 code for a protein of 217 amino acids. The record is from RefSeq and is a predicted model, not a curated record. The transcript is spliced from 4 exons. Gene Ontology annotation, biological process: proteasome-mediated ubiquitin-dependent protein catabolic process; protein polyubiquitination. Gene Ontology annotation, cellular component: nucleus.
AUGGAUGCUCGCCUACGACGCGUUACCAGAGAAAUCGCUGACUGCAAGAACGACAAGACCUCCAGUAUCAAGAUAGAGACGAUCGAUGAAUCACCCUUUCAUCUCAAAGGCUCUUUCCCUGGUCCUGAGGGGACUCCGUACCAAGGCGGUAACUUUGAGAUAGAUAUCGUAAUACCGGAGUCAUAUCCAUUUCAGCCAGUGAAGAUGAAAUUCAUCACGAAAGUGUACCAUCCCAACGUCUCGUCAGCUUCAGGAGCCAUCUGCCUCGAUAUCCUCAAGGAUGCCUGGUCCCCUGUCCUCACAUUGAAAUCGACAUUGAUCUCGCUACAGAGUUUGCUCUGCUCGCCCGAGCCGAAUGACCCACAGGAUGCCGAAGUCGCUAAGCACUACAUGACUAGCAAGGCUAGCUUCGAAGAAACUGCGACAUACUGGACGCACAUAUAUGCCGGGGGUCCGGGAUCAAAGGAUGCGAAACAGCUAAACUCAGGAGAUGAUGUGGCGAUAGCAGGACUAGAACAUACCCACGUCGACCGAUUCGUGGAGCUUGGCUUCCCCAAGGCGAAAGUGGUCGAUGCUCUCCGACGACUCAACUACCGCGGAAAUAAUAUACGGAAUAUCCCAGACGACAGGGUUAUUGAAGAAUUACUCAAAUGA